CUAUGAGCCAUCUUAACGGGCAGAAAAUGUAUGGCAAGAUUAUUCGUGUUACUCUUUCCAAGCAUCAAACAGUUCAGCUACCUCGAGAAGGUCUCGAUGACCAAGGAUUAACAAAAGAUUUUGGCAAUUCACCUCUUCACCGUUUCAAGAAGCCUGGUUCAAAAAACUUUCAAAAUAUUUUUCCUCCCUCUGCAACUCUUCAUUUAUCUAAUAUUCCACCAUCAGUAUCAGAAGAUGACCUGCGCAUGUUGUUUGCUAAUACUGGAGGCACUGUGAAAGCAUUUAAAUUUUUUCA
This is a messenger RNA of Protobothrops mucrosquamatus (brown spotted pit viper), 295 nucleotides long. RefSeq names its product polypyrimidine tract-binding protein 2-like. The annotation marks the transcript as partial. Gene Ontology annotation, cellular component: nucleus. NCBI's taxonomy places the organism in Eukaryota, Metazoa, Chordata, Lepidosauria, Squamata, Viperidae. Gene Ontology annotation, molecular function: mRNA binding. The record is from RefSeq and is a predicted model, not a curated record. Gene Ontology annotation, biological process: regulation of RNA splicing. The transcript is spliced from 2 exons.